AUGACUUCUCAAAUACGCCAGAACUACCAGGCAGAGUGUGAAGCUGCUGUGAACAGACUCAUUAACUUGGAACUCUAUGCUAGCUAUGUGUACUUGUCUAUGUCCUACCACUUUGACCGUGAUGAUGUAGCCUUGUGCCAUGUAGCUAAGUUCCUUAAGGACCAAUCCCAGGAAGAGACAGAGCAUGCUGAGAAAUUCAUGAAAUAUCAGAACAAGAGAGGAGGUCAUGUUCUGCUCAAGGACAUCAAGAAGCCAGAAAAGGAUGGUUGGGGCAAUGCACUAGAUGCCCUCCAGAGUGCCCUGGCACUGGAGAAGGAGGUCAACCAGGCCCUACUGGAUCUGCACAAGCUGGCAACUGAGAAGGGAGACCCUCAUCUGUGUGAUUUCCUGGAGUCUGAAUUCCUGGAGGAGCAAGUAAAGGCCAUCAAGCAGCUGGGAGACCACCUUACCAACCUGAAACGUUUGGGCCUGCCCCAGAAUGGCUUGGGAGAGUACUUGUUUGACAGACUGACAUUGAAGAAAAGCAGUUGAAUUCUCACAUCUUUGGUAGCUGAAGUAGUCCUUGUUCUGAAAGGAAACAAAUA
Messenger RNA from Anolis sagrei ordinatus, 584 nucleotides. Its product is annotated as ferritin heavy chain A-like. NCBI's taxonomy places the organism in Eukaryota, Metazoa, Chordata, Lepidosauria, Squamata, Anolidae. Gene Ontology annotation, biological process: intracellular iron ion homeostasis; iron ion transport. Gene Ontology annotation, molecular function: ferrous iron binding; ferric iron binding. The record is from RefSeq and is a predicted model, not a curated record. Gene Ontology annotation, cellular component: cytoplasm.